GAUAGCCUACAUACGGCAUUUCAUUCGAUCGCUGACAUUGACCAACCAUUGACCGGUCGAGACGCGUGUGACAGGUCCCACACUUGCACGUUCAUUAUCAUCCUCCUUCUUCUGCACAGCGCGUUGGCCGAACGGCGGUGGCAAAAGGAUUAUUCUGGACAGUACAGUUAACAGUGGCAUCAGUGUUAAAUGAAUCCUGCUGAACUCAAUCAGUACCAACCUGUCGCUACCUUUGAGAAGCUCGAAACCUCACACUUCUGCAAGAUGGAGAAGGGUAGUCCAUCACGCCAGUUUAUGGCUGGCAUAAUUGUUAAUCUGGCCUCAGUUAUGGUCGGCACGUCGCUAGGCUGGACCUCACCGGUUGGACCCAAGUUUGCCUCGAAAGAUACCACACCACUCGAUACGAUCCCAACGGCAUCAGAAAGCUCAUGGAUCGCAUCACUAGUAGCAAUGGGUGCAUUGAUUGCACCCUUCAUUGCUGGCCCGUUGGCGGAACGAAUUGGCCGUAAGUUCACCCUGCUGGGGAGCUCCAUCUUUUUCCUCGUAUCGUUUAUAUUGCUGCUGACGACAGAAACGGUUGUGCAGGUGCUGAUUGCCCGGUUCAUCCAAGGGCUGGGCGUUGGCUUUGUGAUGACCGUCCAAACCAUGUACAUUGGUGAGAUCGCCAGCAACGAGUACCGCGGUGCACUCGGAUCACUUAUGCAGUUGUGCAUCGUUACUGGCAUCCUGUACGUGUACAGCAUUGGCCCGUACGUUUCGUACCAUGCGCUGCAGUGGGCCUGCAUCGUCCUGCCGAUCGCAUUCGAUGCAACGUUCUUCUUCAUGCCCGAAACACCGGCCUACUACAUCUCGAAGGGUGAUAAGGAAAAGGCCGUGGAGUCGUUGUGUUUUUUGCGCGGCAAAACCGUGGACGGUGUGCAGGAGGAGCUGCACGAAAUUUCCACCACGGUCGAGGAGUCGCUCAGGAACAAAGGCUCCGUAAUGGAUCUGUUCCGGAAUGCGGGCAACGUAAAGGCGCUGAUCAUCUGUGCCGGUCUGAUUAGCUUCCAGCAGCUGUCCGGCAUCAACGUGAUACUGUUCUACAGUCAAAACAUCUUCGAAAGCACCGGCAGCAGCCUGUCGCCGGCCGUCUCGACCAUCCUGGUCGGUGCGGUGCAGGUGCUGGCGAGCGGGGCCACCCCACUGAUUGUCGAUCGGCUGGGACGGAAGCCCAUCCUGCUGACGUCCGCCGGCGGUAUGUGCAUUUCGCUCGGCACGAUGGGGCUGUACUUUUUCCUCAAGCACACGGAAUCACCGUCGGUGGACAGUCUCGGCUGGCUGCCGAUCAUGUCGCUGAUCGUGUUCGUGACCGUGUACUGCAUCGGGUUUGGGCCGCUGCCGUGGGCUGUGCUGGGUGAGAUGUUCCCGGCGAACGUGAAAUCGAUCGCUUCGUCGAUCGUUGCCUCCACCUGCUGGGUGUUGGGCUUUAUUAUUUUGCAGUUUUUCGCCGACCUGGAUAAGGCGGUCGGGUCGCACUGGUCGUUCUGGAUCUUUGGCAUCCUGUGCGCGGUUGCGUUCGUGUUUACCUUCACCACGUUGAUGGAAACCAAGGGCCUCAGUCUGCAGGAGAUUCAGGAUCGACUGAACGGUAAGGUGUAAGGUGCGGUUCGGGCCUGUAGCGAUUGACUCAUGGCUUUGUUUUAUCUACUAACACCACCAUUGCGGUAGUGUAGUGCUCAAGAAGCAGAUGCUAUUAGCGUUUAUUGUUUGUUUUUUUCCUUCCACUUCGUCAGUGUAGUUAGCUUUCACCCGCACCAAAGUGAUACGUUCGUUAGGGACAUACGAGGGAACGAACGACUGUGUUGAAUGUAUUGUGUUAAUUUACUUAAAUAAAAGUAUAUGUGGUAUAAAGUG
Molecule: messenger RNA, 1893 nt
Organism: Anopheles coluzzii
Lineage: Eukaryota; Metazoa; Arthropoda; Insecta; Diptera; Culicidae
Product: facilitated trehalose transporter Tret1
Exons: 5
Coding region: 190-1638 (482 amino acids)
Biological process (GO): transmembrane transport; carbohydrate transport
Cellular component (GO): membrane
Molecular function (GO): sugar transmembrane transporter activity
Source: RefSeq, a predicted model, not a curated record